GCGCGUCAACAAGUCUUGAACACCAAUACCCCAGCAUCCCAGCCACAGUAAGCAGCAGGCCAUUUUUUUCUCAAGCGUUACUACGGCAAACAUUGAACUGGGGACGGACACCUUCCUGUCACGGGUUAGUGUACGCUGCGAUCGCAGAACCGAGGGCUUUGGCUGAGUCGUUUGCGCCCACGAUCAAUCAAUUCCCUUGGUUCCUCCGUCAAGGCCCCGAUCGGCCGCUGUUCCUGGUUCAACGGGUAGCUACUAUUUGAGGAACCAACAACCGCUCCGAUCCACAGUUUGACUUGGCCGUUAUCGUUCUUUCUUUCAAUCUCUUUCCCGUCCGGCGCCUGCCACGAAACGAUGGUCGCGCCCAGAUCGGGUGACAAGGCCAUAUUCGCCGGCCAUGGCCGCCCUCGCGGCGACGAGGAGCCUUCUGAUGCAAAGGACCAUGAUGCCGCCGCCGACGUCUUUGGGCAGGAGGCCAACCAUGACAUCAAAUACAAGAGACUCACCUGGCCGCUCGUCGCCAUCCUCAUGAUCACCGAGAUCGUAUCCAAUGGCAUGCUCUCUCUCCCCUCAUCUCUCGCCGUGGUGGGCAUGGUCCCGGGGCUGGUCAUCAUCGUGUUCCUCGGCGUCUUCGCGACAUACACGUCGUGGCUGCUGGUUCAGUUCAAGCUUCGCCACCCCGAGGUGCACACCAUGGGCGACGCGGGGUACAUCCUCUUCGGGCCCGUAGGGCGCGAGCUGCUGGCCUUUGGAACGCUGUGCUUCUCCAUCUUCGCCUGCGGCGGGCAGCUGCUCGCGGGCCAGAUCGGGCUCGCGGCCUUGAGCGACAACAAGCUCUGUCUGACGCUGUACACGGGGAUAUUCGCCAUCCCGACUCUGCUGUGCUCGCUGCCGAGGACGUUUCACGGACUGGGCUGGAUCUCCAUCGCGAGCGUCUUGAGCAUAUCUAUUGCAGGGGUCGUGGGCAUGGCUGCGGCAGGCAUGUCGCCAGAUCCGAAUCGGAUUGUCGAGGUCGCGAUGCCUUCUAGCUUCUACACGGCGUUUAUAUCAAUCACCAACCCUGUGUUUGCCUACGCUGGACACUUUAUGUUCUUCGUCCUCAUCUCAGAGAUGAAGGAGCCGAGGCACGCCAUGCGCGCCGCGUACACAUUGCAGUCAUUCGCCACAGUCUUCUACGCAAUCUUCGCUGGCGUGACCUACGGCUACAUCGGGAGCACAGUCUUGUCGCCGUCAUUCUCGUCGCUCUCGCCGUACUGGCAAAAGGUGUCCUACGGCAUCGCACUACCAAACUUUCUCCUUGCGGGGGCUCUCUACGCGCACACGGCCAGCAAGGUCAUCUUCGUGAGGGUGUUUCGACACUCGAGACAUCUCCACAGCCACACCGUGCUGGGGUGGAGCGUCUGGGUCCUGCUCGUCCUGCUCGCCAACGGCUUGUCGUUUCUUCUCGCCGUCGGAGUGCCAAUCUUCAACUACUUGAUCGGAAUUUCCGCGUCGCUCUUUGCCGCCUGGUUUACAUAUGGAAUUGCCGGCAUGUUCUGGCUCCAUGAUUCCUAUCACGACGGCGGUGGCUUCUACUCGUGGCGUAAAAGGUGGUUUCAGGCUACACUCUCCAUCGCGACAAUCCUCAUGGGUGGGUUCAUCUGCGUUGCUGGCCUCUACGUCACCGUCCUUGCCAUCAAAGAUGCCUAUGCUAGCGGCCAGAUCCCUUCUCCAUUUACUUGUUGAAAGCCCCCUUGAAGCAGCAUCUUUUAUACUAUCACCUAAUUCAGCGUUCAGUGAACGAAUAGCCGUGCA
Molecule: messenger RNA, 1791 nt
Organism: Purpureocillium takamizusanense
Lineage: Eukaryota; Fungi; Ascomycota; Sordariomycetes; Hypocreales; Ophiocordycipitaceae
Exons: 3
Coding region: 352-1722 (456 amino acids)
Biological process (GO): amino acid transmembrane transport
Cellular component (GO): vacuolar membrane
Molecular function (GO): amino acid transmembrane transporter activity
Source: RefSeq, a predicted model, not a curated record